UUUGUCUUUCCUCGCAGAAAGCGAAGUCGCAAGUUCUCCUCGUCUGCUUCCGCUUCUUCUUCUUCUUCUUCUUCUUCUUCUGCUUCUUCGCCCUCGUUCCUCCGCUUCGAGAAGGGCUCGCGUGGCGGUUCCUGCACUCGUCCUGGUUCGGGGACAAGGCCUCCGUUUCUCCCUCUAUCUCUUUCUCCCUCUUCGCGCGAGGAGAGGCUGCGCUAGGGCAAAGAGCGGAGAGCGCUCGCCCCCCCCCGCUCGUCACCCCUCGCGGUUUUCUUUUUCUUUUUUUAUUUUCACCGUUAGGGUUUUUUUUUUGGCUCCUCCGCGGGUGGCGACAUGAGGAAGAAGCUCGACACGCGAUUCCCGGCGGCUCGGAUUAAGAAAAUUAUGCAAGCUGAUGAGGAUGUCGGGAAGAUUGCUAUGGCUGUGCCUCUUCUUGUUUCUAAGGCAUUGGAACUGUUCCUGCAAGACCUUUGUGAUCGGACAUAUGAUAUAACCUUGAAGAGGGGAGCUAAGACACUGAACUCCUUGCAUUUGAAGCAGUGUGUCCAAACCUUUAACGUAUUUGAUUUCUUGAGCGAAAUUGUGAGCAAGGUUCCUGAUUUAGGUGGUUCUGACGCUGCUGGAGAUGAUCGGUCUGCUGCUAAAAGAAGGAAAAUGGUUGAUGAUGGGGAAAAUGACACUGAUGAUGAAUCAAAGAGGAGCCGCAUGAAUGAUACUGGUCACACAGGCAGUGCUGGGAGAGGGAAAGGUAGGGGCAGAGGGAGGGGUCGUGGGCGAGGUGGUCGAGCCUCAGAGGGGGAUGCAACUGUGCAGAAUGAGAAGUUUGAAGUCGAUGGAGACGUUCCUCAGCAGGACAAUUUAAAUCAGGAUCUUGAAGGGACAGAAAAUGGUGACCAUCUCAAUGAAUCAAAAGAUAGCAUUCCUACUCCUAGAUCUGCAGAACCGCCUGUUCGGAACUUUGACCUGAAUGUGGAUUUGGAUGAAAAUGGGGACUCAAAAUCGAUAUUAGCUUCUGGUCCGACCAGUAUAUCAGCAGCUCCCGACGCUGGAUUCAAGCAUGAGGAAUAUCCCGGGUGGUCUCUUUCCGAAGUUGAGAAGAUGGCCAUCGAUCCCAUUCAGCUUGCAAACUUGAAUAGAGGGAUGGAUGAAGAUGAUGAAGACUACGAUGAAGAAGGCUAGGUCAGCAGGGUGUUUUGGUGCUCUUUGUUGAUGCAAAACCAUUAGAUGUGUUUGGAUAGAGGCGUAGACAGCUGACAUGCUAAACUUAGGAAACAUCGUCAAGACAGGGUCAAAACUGACUAGGUCCAAGCUCCUUUAGGAAGUUCAUAGUUUAACGGGUCAGAUUGUAUACAUGUACAGAAGCUUUUGAUGGUUGUCACAUGGUGUUAUCAUCACUCAGCUCACCAUUGUCACUAACUUUUUAUCCCUUUUAGUUUGAAAUGUACUGACGCCCUCAAGUCUAUUUCGUGUUACAAUGCAUGAGUGCUGAAUCUUAUAUUUGUGUA
This is a messenger RNA of Eucalyptus grandis, 1502 nucleotides long. Its product is annotated as dr1-associated corepressor. Gene Ontology annotation, cellular component: nucleus. Bases 331 to 1176 code for a protein of 281 amino acids. Gene Ontology annotation, molecular function: protein heterodimerization activity. Gene Ontology annotation, biological process: regulation of DNA-templated transcription. Lineage: Eukaryota; Viridiplantae; Streptophyta; Magnoliopsida; Myrtales; Myrtaceae. The transcript is spliced from 6 exons. The record is from RefSeq and is a predicted model, not a curated record.